UUUGCUUAUCUGAAGGUAUUGGGGCAGUGGAUCAAGUGGUCAUCUCCUCAGAUUCUAAUCAAAUCCGAAGAUUAGAUUCUCGCAACUAUAAAUGAUCGAUGGAAACGGGAGACAAUGAUAAGUUCCGAAAAUGUUAUCGAAGGGUGCUGUUGUCGUUGUUGCUGUUUUGGUGGCGGUUGUGCAGGCUGCCCUCAUCAGGGAUCUAUCUCCCGAACAAAUUGGAAGAUUGAGCAAUUGGAAGGAGGGUGAUAAACAGAAUGUUUGGGAGGUGAGCGGACAGUAUCAGGGCGAUAUCGUCUUGAAUCAGAAGCAGAGGAACGGUUUGAUUCACGAGGUGUACAGAUGGCCCGACAACGAAGUCCCAUACGAAUUCGAUCCAUCCCUGAGUGAAGAGCACAAGAAGCACAUCGCCGAAUCCGUGAAGAUCUUCGAGCAAGUGAGCUGCGUCAAGGCUAGGCCGAAGAGACCGGAAGAUGGCAAUUACAUUUACAUCACGAACGAGCCUUCUGGAUGUUGGUCGUACGUCGGUCGUCAAAGCGGCAAGCAGAUUGUCAACUUCCAAGAUUAUCCGGUUGGAGAAGGCUGCUUCCGCUCCGCCACGAUCCAACAUGAAUUCUUGCACGCAAUCGGUUUCUAUCAUCAGCAAAGCUCCACCGAACGGGACGAUUUCGUCGAAAUCGUGUGGAAGAACAUCAAGAAGGGCACCGAAAGCAACUUCGACAAGUACGACGCUGACGAGAUCACCAAUUUCGGUGAAAAGUACGAUUACGGAAGCGUGAUGCAUUACGGAGAGUACGCAUUCUCUGACAACGGAGAGAAGACCAUCGUCCCAAAGGACCCCAACGCUGAAAUCGGACAAAGGGUAGGACUCAGCCCAAUCGAUAUCGCCAAAUUGAACAAGAUGUACGGAUGCCAGUAAAAUGUAAAUGAAAGCAACAAUUGAAUUCACCAAUUAUUUAAUUAA
Molecule: messenger RNA, 964 nt
Organism: Nicrophorus vespilloides
Lineage: Eukaryota; Metazoa; Arthropoda; Insecta; Coleoptera; Silphidae
Product: zinc metalloproteinase nas-4-like
Exons: 5
Coding region: 131-919 (262 amino acids)
Biological process (GO): proteolysis
Molecular function (GO): metalloendopeptidase activity; zinc ion binding
Source: RefSeq, a predicted model, not a curated record